GGACCCAAUAAGCCGCACAACGCCAGCACAUUAAAUAAAUAAAAUAUUUAACGGGAGGAAUGAACGUUAAACAAAAAGAAAUACGCACAGAACAAAUAAAAGCAUUUACAAAUACAAUAAAAACUCAGUAGCAUAUAAAAUAAAAAUACAUCAAUGCAUGCAGAAUUCUAAUAACACGUAUUGUUAAAAACAAAAAGAACCCCAAAAUAAACAAGAAAUUCAUUAAGAAAAGUGGAGCCGAUUUUCAACCUCACCAACGACGAGAAGUCAGGUUGACCAGCGAUUAGAAGCAACUCAUCACCUCGUCAACAUGGCCUCUCAACGUACUGAUCUGUCGAAUCUCAAUGCUACAUUGUCUGUCAAGGUUCCCUUCGACAAUGUUUGCGUUUUGCCCCAGACUCCCCAGCUGAUUGCCCUCCUCUCAAUCAUCCGUAACAAAGACACGGAAAGAGCUGAUUUCAUAUUCUAUUCCAACCGUAUUAUUCGCCUUCUAGUUGAGGAAGGGUUGAACCACCUCCCGGUGAAUGAGCAAAGUAUCACGACACCAGUUGGUCGUGUCUACGAUGGUCUCACCUUCCAAGGAAAGAUCUGUGGAGUCUCAAUUAUGCGGGCCGGCGAGGCCAUGGAACAGGGUCUACGAGACUGUUGCCGGUCAGUCCGUAUUGGAAAGAUCCUCAUCCAGCGAGAUGAGGACACAGCUUUGCCAAAACUGUUUUAUGACAAGUUGCCAGAAGACAUAGCCAACCGAUGGGUUCUGCUACUUGAUCCAAUGUUCGCGACAGGUGGCUCUGCUAUCAUGGCUGUGCAAGUCCUUAAAGCACGAGGCGUUCCCGAGGAACGUAUUCUUUUCCUGAACAUCAUUGCCAGCCCUGAAGGUGUCCACAACUUUGCAACAAAGUUUCCCCGCCUGAAAGUUGUAACAGCAUUUAUUGAUGAAGUGAGUAAUGUCUGCUCUUGACCAGUUUUCCAAUGUGUUACUGACUAGUUGCUCCAUUAGGGCCUUGAUGAGAAGAAGUAAGCAAUUCAGAGCCUUCGGCUCUCAACAUUCGUUUUGUUUUGUCAUUGACUCAUUAAUUAAUCUGCUUUUAGCUACAUUGUUCCCGGUCUCGGCGAUUUCGGUGAUAGAUUCUACACCAUCUGAGUGUCGUCACCUUGCAUGACGAUCGAGAAACGACGAAGGGCAUGUCCAAGAUUGCUCUAGGUUCUGUGCCUAUUAGGGCGUCCAGUUAUCCAUUUCAAUCGUCUAUAUCAUCGGCGGCGAGACCGUCGCUUUCGUAUCUGUCUUCUGGAUCAUGACGAGCACCUAUAUCACCAUCAUGCCGUAACGUCGAUCGUCCGGUACCGGAGUAUGUGGCGUGUGCAUUAUCUUCUUUGGCAACCGCCUCUGUGCAAAGGUGAAGCGCAAGUAGUUAGCUAUGUAUAGUUCACAAUGGGGUAGCACGUGGGUAGCAUCUCUUACCAGCAGCAUCUACCCAUUCUCCGUAAACAUCAACGGCAGCCGAGAGGUCUGUUUCCAGGUGGUUAGUUAAUAAAAUGACCUUCACUGUAAUCGCGAAGAACCCACAGUUAACUGCACAUUGGAAUUUCUGCCCGCAGAUCCGACAGUCAAGCUGCCCGACUCCAGCCUUUCUGUCCAACUUGACUGUCACUGACUUUUCGUGGUUGCAGAACAAACAGGUAAAAGUUGUCGGCAAAGGGUCGGC
[Torrubiella] hemipterigena is the source of this 1703-nucleotide messenger RNA. Lineage: Eukaryota; Fungi; Ascomycota; Sordariomycetes; Hypocreales; Clavicipitaceae. The record is from the annotation of a GenBank genome assembly.